Messenger RNA from Prunus mume (Japanese apricot), 3157 nucleotides. Its product is annotated as Tudor/PWWP/MBT superfamily protein. The record is from RefSeq and is a predicted model, not a curated record. Gene Ontology annotation, cellular component: chromatin; nucleus. Gene Ontology annotation, biological process: mitotic sister chromatid cohesion; DNA repair. NCBI's taxonomy places the organism in Eukaryota, Viridiplantae, Streptophyta, Magnoliopsida, Rosales, Rosaceae.
GGGUCUAAGAGCUUGCAGUGCAAUUCUGCGUUGGGUUUUCUCUUGAGGGUCUUUGAGUUUCUCAAAAACAAAAGAAAAAGGAAGGGUCUUUUAGCUCUUACAAUGUCUUCCUCUGAGCAAGAGCUUGAGGAGCAGCUUAAGGAGACUGGAAAUAGUCUCCUGAACACUCCUUCUGGCACUGAUGAGCUUCUCAAACUUCUUGAUGACGCUAACGAUUUGUUGGACAAUGUUGAGCAAGGACCACCCAGAUCCAUGCAAGAUGCACUUCUACCCUUAAUGAAAGCAUUAAUUUCUAAUGAACUGUUGAGGCACUCAGAUGUGGAUGUGAAGCUUUCUGUUGCAUCUUGCCUUACUCAGAUUACAAGAAUAACAGCACCGGAUGCCCCAUACGAUGAUGAACGGAUGAAGGAAAUCUUUCAGCUGACUGUAGCAUCUUUUGAAAAUUUGUCACAUGAGUCCAGUCGUUAUUAUACAAAGGCAGGUUCCAUUCUUUGUAUUGUUGCGAAGGUCAGGUCAAGCUUGUUGAUGAUGGACCUUGACUGCGAUGCCUUAAUUCUCGAGAUGUUUCAACAUUUCCUUAAAAUAACCAAGUCCAACCUUCCAGAUGCUGUAUUUUCAGCCAUGGAAAGAAUUAUGACAAUGGUUUUAGAUGAAAGUGAAGAAAUUCCCUUGGAUAUUCUAAAAGCUCUUUUAUCUAGUGUUAGAAAGGAAAAUCAGGAUCAGACCGUUUCACCUAUUUCUUGGAAACUGGGGGAGAAAGUUAUAGAGAAUUGUUCUGCUAAGCUUAAAUCUUAUCUCGUGGAAGCAGUGAAGUCCAUGGACAUUGCUUUGGAAGAUUAUGCUGAAAUAGUGGCUUCUGUAUACCAAAAUGGAUCUGAUGCCCUCAAAAAUGAUAAUGACAAUGAUUCUGGGAAAAAUCUGGUGACAGAGGGACUUUCAUUUGCUGAGAUACUGGAUGCUUACCAAAAGAGGGGAAUUGCAGCCCCCGGUGCUGUUAAUCCUAGAGAAGCUGGCAAAACUGUGGCUGCUCCUACUAAGGAUGAACACAAUGUCAGACAAAAAGUUUCUAAACAAUUACAGCAUUGCCAUCUUACUAAACAUUCCAAGUGUAUUGAUUCAAGAGAUGGUGCUCAACUGGACAAUUCGGGCUCGCUGAAGGCUACCAAAUCAGAAGUUGAGCCAUACUCAGGUCCCAAAAAGAGAGGGCGGAAGCCAAAUUCUUCAAAGAAUUCAGAGGAAGGCCAUGACCACUCUCAACCUAACAAUUCAUUCUCUCCGAAGGCUGUCAAAUCAGAAAUUGAGCCAUACUCAGCUCCCAAAAAGAGAGGCAGGAAGCCAAAUUCUUUGAUGAAUCCAGCAGAAGGCUAUGACCAUUCUUGGAUACAUACUGGGAGAAAAACUCAAAAACGCAGAAAGUCUAAUGACAAGGGAUCUGAUGCUUCACCCGCUGAAGGUCGGCUUCAUGGAAAGGCUGCUUUGCAUUUAACACUUGAAAAGGUGACUGAGCCACCAGGUUUAGAACCUAAACCUGAAGCGGACAUUGGAGCUUCUUCUCUGCUUCCUCAAAAUAACCCUCCUGGUGGAACCCAACGCAGAAGGGGUCGACCAAAAAAGCAGGUUGUGGCCGAUCAUUCAGCUAACCGUGGUCCCCUAUUUGCUGCGAGGCGAGAGUUCUCAAGUACUCAGGCUGAGGAGAGAAUUGCGCAAAAAACAGAUACCCAUCUGACUCAGGGAUUUAAGGAGACCAGUACCUUUGAAGCAAAAGCACGGGGGCAUCCUAGAGCUCUAGAACGUGCUGAAAAGACAAGUGAGGAGUGCUUGCUUGCUUCCAUACCUGUUGUCACAGAUAUGGAAGCUGCCAUUCCCUUUGAUCCUGAUGAAAAACCACAGCAACAGUCAGCUUUGGAUGUUGCAUCUGGGCGUACCAAUGAUCAAUCAUAUGUCCGAACGGGUACUAAGACACGUAGGGGGAAUGCUACUUCUAGUAAGGAGAGUACCAAAGCAUCUGGUAGCAAGAAGAUUUCUAAGUCUGCGACAAAGUUGAGUGAAGAUAAUGAAGGAACACAUAAAGUGGUUCUGAAGAGGAAGUGUACCAUUGAAAAGGAAGAGGCGUCUCAAAUGCCUGAUCUUGAUGAGCGAUUGGUUGGCAGUAGAGUAAGGGUUUGGUGGCCAAUGGACAAAGCGUUUUAUGAAGGUGUUGUUUCUUCUUACGACCCUGCUAAAAAGAAGCACUUGGUGUUGUAUGUUGAUGGGGAUGAAGAAAAUCUAAAUCUCAAAAAGCAACGUUGGCAACUGAUCGAUGAUGUUUUACCAGAUUUUGAACAGGUCCAAAUGGAGAAUCUGCCAAAACCUGAAGCUUCUUCUGAUACACCACAAAAGAGAAAACGGAAAACAAAAUCAGAGACAUCUAAACAAGAAAACGCUGGGUUGUCCUCGAAAAGGAUAUCUAGACGUGGAGUGUCAGCUGGCUUAUCCAUCGUUGAGUGUAUGAAGUCCGGUAGUAAAUCUGCAGAUUGUUCUACACUAGGUGAGCUUAAAGUUAUUAAUGGUGAGGAGGAUGAUCAAUCCAAGGAAAAUGACAGAUUGAUGGAUGAUGGCCAAGUGUCUGCUGGCAAAUUGGAGGCAGAAACGAAGACUGGUAUUGACUCCGCACAGAUAGCACCUGAGACUAUGACCUCAUCUAAGGGAGAGAGUCCCAAACUUGAUACUGAACCUUCUGGUGGGGAAUGUGCCAAAGAACUGAAAGAAUUGAGCGAGUGUGCAGGGAAUGCGAUCCAUCCCUUAACCUGAGUUAGACAAGGCCGUGUAUAGAGAUGACAAGUAGUGAUGGGGAGGCUCAAAAGCACAUGAUUUUUCCUCUAGUACUGAAAGUGUCGGUUAGUCUCUGUUUUGUUCCUUUUGUAGACACAGAAACAUGCACCCGGUGGUUUUUGGCCCUCUGAUGUAGGUUUUAAAUCAAGUGUCUUUUUAAACUGUUAUGAAAGGGUUAUUUGCUCUCCCAUAGUUUGUGCUUUCCCCAUUACCUAGUAUGGUUGCCUUCAAACAUGAGUACCAUAUGAUAUCAUAUAUGAAGUCUUUUUGAGUAUAUAUAUGUCUCAGUGCUCUCGCUUUCUCGAACACACACACAAAGUAAUAUAGAUGUAAUCUUAGGGAUGAA